Aphanomyces invadans is the source of this 939-nucleotide messenger RNA. Its product is annotated as hsp70-like protein. The transcript has 2 exons. Gene Ontology annotation, biological process: protein refolding; cellular response to unfolded protein. The record is from RefSeq and is a predicted model, not a curated record. Lineage: Eukaryota; Oomycota; Saprolegniomycetes; Saprolegniales; Verrucalvaceae. Gene Ontology annotation, molecular function: ATP hydrolysis activity; ATP-dependent protein folding chaperone; misfolded protein binding. The coding region runs from base 1 to 939 and encodes 312 amino acids. Gene Ontology annotation, cellular component: cytoplasm.
AUGUCUGGAGUCCAAGGCGCUAGCGUCGGUAUCGAUCUCGGCACGACCUACUCAUGCGUCGGUGUGUGGCAAAACGACCGCGUGGAAAUCAUUGCGAACGACCAGGGGAACCGCACGACCCCGUCGUACGUUGCGUUCACGGACAGCGAACGCCUGAUCGGUGAUGCCGCCAAGAACCAAGUCGCGAUGAACCCGACCAACACGGUGUUCGACGCCAAGCGUUUGAUCGGCCGCAAGUUCAACGACCCUGUGAUCCAAGCCGACAUCAAGCACUGGCCGUUCAAGGUCACCCCCGGUGCGGGCGACAAGCCCCAAAUCACGGUGGAAUUCAAGGGCGAAACCAAGACGUUCCAACCUGAAGAAAUUUCGUCGAUGGUGUUGAUCAAGAUGAAGGAAGUGUCGGAAGCCUACAUUGGGUCGACCGUCAACAACGCUGUCAUCACCGUCCCUGCCUAUUUCAACGAUUCGCAACGUCAAGCGACCAAGGACGCCGGUGCCAUUGCUGGGUUGAAUGUGCUUCGUAUCAUCAACGAACCCACUGCCGCUGCCAUUGCGUACGGUUUGGACAAGAAGGGUGGCGAACGCAAUGUGCUCAUUUUCGAUUUGGGCGGUGGUACCUUUGAUGUGUCGCUGUUGACGAUCGAAGAGGGUAUCUUUGAAGUGAAGGCGACUGCCGGUGACACGCACUUGGGUGGCAAAGACUUCGACAACCGCUUGGUAGACCACUUUACGGCGGAGUUCAAGCGCAAGCACCGCAAGGACAUGACCCAAAACCAACGUGCCCUUCGCCGUCUGCGUACUGCCUGCGAGCGCGCCAAGCGUACCCUGUCGUCGUCGGCACAAGCGUACAUCGAAAUUGACUCGCUGUUCGACGGCAUUGACUUCAACAGCACGAUCACGCAGAUCAACAUCUCCCCCAGUCCGGAGGCCGACUGCUGA